AUGUCAGUGGUUCUCGUUCUCGCGUUAGCUUUCUGUGGAGCUUCCAGCGCUCCAACUCCUCAACAGAGUGGUGGAGUGAGCGGAGGUGAAGGUGGCAGUGGCGCGCAGUCCAGCGGCAGUGCUCUACAAGCAAGCAAUCCCAUGACACUGACCAGCGGCGGAAGUGCAUGGCCUACCACCUCCUUACUUGGACCUGAGAACAACAUUGUUUCCGUGACCACGGAAUCGGCGAACCAGCCAACAUAUACGCUGGUGCCGAAUCAGGAAGCCCCGGCAGACAAUGGCAUGAUACUCGAUUUUACAAACGAGGAAUACCCACAGGCAAUCAGGGGUGAUAAUGGGGCGAGUGACUUUACUGGAUUCAAUGCACCAUAUGAUCGUCUCAAUCCUAAUGCCUUUGCCCGGCCUGGAACCGAUGCAGGGGAUUCGCCAAACUUCAAAUGGCCAAUGGGUCUAUCGAGCGCUCGUUCCGGCACUGGUGGCGGCAACCCAGGGUAUGCACGACAGCAAAACAUUGAUGAGCUUCCCAUAUCCCAGAGCAUGGCUGGAGUUGAUAUGAGACUAGCUCCGAAUGCGCACAGAGAAUUGCAUUGGCAUUCCGCGAAUGAGUGGUCCUAUGUCUUCAACGGCAGUGCGAGGAUUUCUGCUGUAGACCCAGCUGGCCGCACUUACGUGGACGAUAUUCAAGCAGGCGAUCUGUGGUUUUUCCCCGCCGGAACGCCGCACUCGAUCCAGGCAAGCCCAGAUGGAGUCGAAUUCCUCCUUGUUUUCAGCCAGGGCGACUUCUCCGAGGACGCCACAGACCUUGUAUCAGAGCUUUUCCUACGGAACCCCAAGGAAGUCCUAGCGAAGAAUUUCCAAACAGACAUCAGCGACUUUGACAACCUUCCCCAGGACGAGAAAUACAUCUUCAAUGCGGCACCUUAUCCAGAAAAUCUCACAGAGGUUCAGCAGAGUGUCCUUGGACCGACUGGCCAGGUGCCCUCCGAUCAAGCCUACACCUACCACCUAUCCCAACAAGAACCUUUACAAGUUCCAGGUGGUACGAUCCAAAUCGUCGACCCGACAGUCUUCCCGGUGGCAGAAAACUUCUCCGUGGGAUUUUUCACCAUUGAGCCAGGAGCAAUGCGCGAGAUCCAUUGGCAUUUGACCUCUGACGAAUGGAAUUUCUUCCUAUCCGGAAACGCACGAAUCACGAGUUUCACUGCCCCCGAGUCAUCGCGGACAUUCGACUUCGAGGCAGGAGACGUGGGAUAUAUCCCAGUCGAGAAUGCUCAUUAUAUCGAGAACACUGGAAACACGACAGUUAGGUACAUGGAGGUUCUGCAAGCUCCUCAGUACCAAGACAUGAGCGUUAGUCAAUGGCUGGGUCUGACGCCUGCGAAUGUGGUGUCGGACACAUUGCAUCUGCCGCAGAGCCUCAUCAGUCGUCUGCCCAAGGUCAAGAACUACAUCGUGCCUGGCAAUGCGAACUACUCGACCACGAACUUCACCGUCGAGCCGUCGGCGGUUGUAAAAAGGAAAGAGCCAAUGGGUUACAGCCGGAAUUCAAGACUAUUCUAA
Messenger RNA from Cladophialophora yegresii CBS 114405, 1563 nucleotides. Its product is annotated as oxalate decarboxylase. The transcript is spliced from 2 exons. NCBI's taxonomy places the organism in Eukaryota, Fungi, Ascomycota, Eurotiomycetes, Chaetothyriales, Herpotrichiellaceae. Gene Ontology annotation, biological process: oxalate metabolic process. The record is from RefSeq and is a predicted model, not a curated record. The coding region runs from base 1 to 1563 and encodes 520 amino acids.